AAAUGUGUAUGUGUCGUCGUAGCAUGUCGUAUUACACAACGACAGAUGAUUAUAAAACAAAGAGGAAUGGAUUCACAUUAUAUGUUGGUUGGUGACAUAAAGAAGAAUGAACCGCCUGUUAUUAAUUGUUACGUUGAUGGUUGGCGCAGAUUUCACCUACAUAAAUUGUUACACUAAUGUCAAACUAACGUCCCUGUCAGGACGAUGUGUUCGCGCUGGACAACAGCUUAUACUCAAUUGUUCUCUACAAAGUGAUGAAGAAACCAACGGAGAAUUGUUUUUCAAAAGAGGAAAAACACGUAUAAUCAGCUCUAAACGCCGUCUGUUAACCGAAGGGAUUACAACAUCAAGCUUAACCGUACCGGAAGCGAACUCCGAUGAUCAAGGGACAUACAUAUGCUGUAGAGAUCAGUGUUCCAGACCAAAUGAAUUCGACAUUGGUAUAUUUGAAAUCGGAGACAUUCCUCCCGAGCCAUUGUACUUCCAUUGUAUGAUCAGCCUUUCUCGUGUCAACUGUUACUUCUUAAUGCACGACUCAUGCGUAGAAUGGACGCUACGUUACCACCUGUCAGGGGAGGAGGAUUUAUUUUUUCACGGGAAAUGCAGUAGUCGUUUGGGGAAAUCACCACAAUGCGUUGACGUUAAUGACGAAGAUCACAGUUACAGAAACCUAAUGCGAAAGUGUCGUGAUAGCCACAGGGAAGAGAUCGAGACGACGUGUCCGCUAUCAGACGCGGUACGAGAUGAAGUGUACUGGGUACAGCUGGAGGGACGAAGCCCGUAUGGAAUGUCCUCAUUCGCCUACAACGUCACCACCAAUAUAACCAUCGAACGAUUAGGACCUUUACGGAACUUCAGAGUGGAGUCGACCACAUCAACGUCGGUUACGUUAACCUGGUACUUUCCCAAUAAUCCUGCUCACUACAGUGAAGGGAUAUCCUGUAACAUAAUAUACUACACAAACGAUAACACAACACAGAACCAGACAAAGCUCUGGAAGACUGGCAAAAACGUACGGUAUUCUCUUAAUAAUUUGGAACCGUAUCGAAACCACACUGUGGAAGUGAGCUGUCGUUUCAGUGCCAGCAGAUAUUGGUCCAAAAGUAGCAGUGUUAAGUGCACUACAGAACAGGACGUUCCAAUUUACGGACCUAAUGCAACUCUGACGUCGUACACGGUCUACCAAAACAUCAAUAGAACCUACACAGUAACGCUAUAUAUUAAGCCUCCUCAUGUGGACACAAUCAACGGCAUUUUGCAAGGGUAUGAGCUCCAGCUGUUUUCCUUGCCAAACUCCAACGACAAUGUGACCGUGUUGAGGUAUGCAGUAUCGUCCACUUUAAUUAUAGAGAACGUACCACCCGGCACCAAGGAGCUUUACACAAAUAUAACGUCACUAACAGUAGCUGGGAGGUCACGUAAUAGUCUUCAGUUAAACAUUAGUAUGGAGCCAAAUGAAGAUAUAUUUCGUGUCGAAGCUGUGUCUGUAAAUGAAUACCCAGAUCAUCACCAUUUCCUGGUUAGCAUUCGCCACAACACCCUGGCUUCGUCAGACAACAUAGAUAUCACGUACAUCUACCACUGGUGUCAGACAAAUGCCAGCGAUUACGACUGUAAUGACAGAAAAAUUAUCAAGUGCUUAGCUAAUUACGAUUUUGCAUAUUCCAUACAAACACAAAGGACUAUUGUGGUCAAGAGAUUAUCCUCACAGAAAUACUCUUGGGUGUUUGGAGCCUCCAUAGCGUUACCCGUACCAAGAGAAGGAUUGCGGUGGGAGACGUGUACGUUACCAUACGGAUGGAGUAAUAAUUCGACAACAUAUUCAACAGAAAACAAAGAUAGACUUCUGGGACUUCUAGUUUUAGCAGGUCUAGUUAUUCCACUGAUUAUGAUAGGAGUUUACAUCUGGAAAAAAUAUCGCCACUAUUGUAACGCGUAUGACAUUGAACUCCCUGAAAUUGAGAAUGAGGAUUAUGGUUUGCGUACAACUCAUUUGACCUUAAAACAUCAACCAAUCGGCGAUGAGCCUUCUGACCAGCACGAAAAAGAUAACUCGGAAACUAAGGAGAUCGGAAAUAGCGAAUAUAGUCGUCUUCAUCCUGAUGACAUCGAAGGUAGAGAUGUGCUGUCUAAAAAAGAGUCAAGUACCUUUAUGGGCCUCGACAUCGACAAAGAUAACGUGGACGGUGAGAUAACAUGUCGGGAAAAAUAUGACAAAGGAGAGGAAAGGGGUCAAAAGGAGAUAAAUCACUUAAAUGAACACGUAAAACAUCUUUCCGAAUGGACUGUUUGUCAAAUCCAGGAAGGUGAGAGUAAUACAAACAAUCUGUCGAAUUACGAAGAUGUUAUACCCGGGGAAACGCCUCGAGCUGCUCCAAGUACACCUCGCAUGAGAGAAGGCAAAACCAAUAAACUCCGCAGAACAACUGAUGACUUUGAACGGCUAGAUCUUAAGUCUAUGAAGAUGACUCAUGUGUGCUUAACACGUCAACCAAGCGACGAUAUCCCUGCUGACCAGUGGGGAACUGAGAAAUUUGAAACUGGGGAGAUUGAUGGAAAUACCGGAUAUAGCCGUCUACAUCAUGUUUACACUGCCAUAUCGGUAGACAAUGCGACGGUGUCUGACCAAGAGCCAUGUCCCAUUGUGGGCUUCGACAGAGAUAUAAAAUGCCUGUCAAGUGAGAAUGCUGUACAGGACAAUGGUCAGGAACAGAAACAAAACAAUCAAAGAAAUAAUGUGUCGCACUAUGUACUGACUAUUCCCGGGGACACGCAUCGGGCUGUUCGUGGCACACCUGGUAAACAAUCUGUCGAAGACUAUCGACACCACAGUGCAACGGAUGAAUUUGGACUCUCCGGUCUUGAAACCGAAAAUAGUGAUUUGUGCAAAGAACAUGCGUCACUAACAUGUCAGCAUAACGACGAUAAAACUGAGAUUCAGUUUGGAACUGGGAUCAGGGAACCAAACGAGAUUAGAAAUACCGACGAAUUUCGUCUACUUCCUGCUGAGGAUCCAGUUACAAGACAUGCGUCUGACAAACAUCUGAAUUUAACCAAAAACUUCGACAAAGACAUGAAUAGCAGUGUCAGAAAGAUUGUAUCGAGUGAAAAUGACGAACAUGAAGAGCAAAACGACAAAAACAUUAGUGAUGACUUCAAUAAUUGUAGCAAAAACCAUUCUGAAUGUGCUUCUAACCAGGAACACGAUCUGAAACAGGAAAAAGAUAAUAAAAAAAGCAAUAUGUCUAACUAUGUACUGACUAUCCCCGGGGACACGCAUCGGACUGUUCGUGAUACACCUGGCAAACAUUCUGUCAACGAAUAUCGACACUAUAGUGUAACCGAUGGAUUUGGACUCUCCGGGCGUAAAAGCGUCAGUGUUCUGUUGGAAAACGGUGAUUUGUGCAAAGAGCAUGUGUCAUUAACAUGUCAGCCUAGCAACGAUAAAGCUGAUAUACAGUUGGGAACUAGGAUCGUGGAGCCCAAUGAGAUAACAAAUGCCGACAAUUCCCGUCUACAUCCUGGUGAGGAUCCCAUAACAAGAACAAGUGAGACGGUAUCUGACAAACAUCAUAAUUUAACCAAAAACUUCGACAAAGACAUGGAUAACAGUGUCAGAGAGGUUGUAUCGAGUGAAAAUGACAAACAUGAAGAGCAAAACGACGACAACAUUAGUGAUGACUUCAAUAAGUGUAGCAAAAACUAUUCUGAAUGUACUUCUAGCCAGGAACACGAUCUGAAACAGGAAAAAGAUAAUAAAAGAAACAAUAUGUCCAACUAUGUGCAGCAUGUUCCCGGAGAUACGGCGCGAGCUGCAACUCGUACUGACCAUAACAAUUGUCAAGUACAUGUUGAGGAAAGUUGAAGUAGCCACUCUACCCGUACACCCUUCUUGUGUUAAACGUGUACUAUAAGGAAAUAAAUCGUGGGCCUUAUCGGCUAAAAAAGUUAACGGAAGUCAUCUCUCGAUUACAUUAUUCUGCUGUCAACAGCUGGUAGGCUAAAUAUUUAGGUACUAAAUGUAAUCAUACAAGUUUCUUCCGUUUUUAUCCUUUUUUGAACGAACAUGUUCAUUAAAUAUUUACUUAAUGUAUCUGUGACCAUUGCCUCCGAAAAAAUAUACAAAAGUUGUAUUUGAUAAAUUGAAAGGAUUCCUCCUAGUCCAAUAUGUCCAAUGCAGAUGAUGACAAAUGCGUUGAUAGUCCACGCUUGGGAGAAAUAGUAAGGCAAUGUUUAGCGUUGCGUGAAAAGCAAAUACAAAGUAUCCACUUAGUUUUAUCAACAAAAUUUAUUUUUAUGUAUUAAAUGUACUUGUAACAUAAAUUCUACUUUUCAAACAAUACGGGUGUACAAAAUGUUAUCAAGCGAAACAGAAUGUUUUAAAUCAAAGAAAUGUAAUUUCAUAUUACAUGAUUGUUGAAAAAGAUACGACACACGCUCUGUAGAGGCAUAUGAAAAACAAUAUAUAUAUUUAUAUUUAUAUUCUUGUAGCAUCCUUUUUUCUACCUUAUCAAAUCUGAUUUCGAAAGUAUUCCAAGAAAGAGUUAGGCAUUAUAGAUACAUUGUAUGGGGUCAAAUUUAUUUUUCUUUCCUUUCAACUAUGUAUAUGCAAAUAUACGAACACCACAUGCAUUUACUUUCCAUAUAUAUACAUUUACGUUAUACAGUAUAUAUAUUAACCUACUAACCAAAAGGAUCAGUAUACUUCAAUAACUGUAGGAACUCUUCAAAAACGCGUGAAUGUUUUUGAAUCAGAAACCGUUCAUGUCUGUUUAUUAUACUGUAUGAGUAAUCGUGGCAUGUGCCAAAUUCAAAUAAUGGCGGGAAUUCUCGAAUUAUUUCCGAUUGACGAGUGUCGCCAUACAAAACUCGUAAACGUAGAAAACACAAUGUAGUUCCUGCUGCUUUUUGUCCUCUUAAUAGUAAUUAUGGAAAGGUGCAGAUUUUUUUCGACGUCUGACAUUUAAAUACAGCUUAAUAUUAA
Molecule: messenger RNA, 4984 nt
Organism: Mizuhopecten yessoensis (Yesso scallop)
Lineage: Eukaryota; Metazoa; Mollusca; Bivalvia; Pectinida; Pectinidae
Exons: 23
Coding region: 107-3865 (1252 amino acids)
Molecular function (GO): protein binding
Source: RefSeq, a predicted model, not a curated record